Molecule: messenger RNA, 3008 nt
Organism: Xenia sp. Carnegie-2017
Lineage: Eukaryota; Metazoa; Cnidaria; Anthozoa; Malacalcyonacea; Xeniidae
Exons: 8
Coding region: 124-2400 (758 amino acids)
Biological process (GO): negative regulation of gene expression
Cellular component (GO): nucleus; cytoplasm
Molecular function (GO): transcription corepressor activity; RNA binding; NAD+ poly-ADP-ribosyltransferase activity
Source: RefSeq, a predicted model, not a curated record
CGAUUGUUUAUACUUUUCGUGGAAUUGUUGUGAAAGUGAAAUUCGUUUUGGCGAUUUCACAAUUUUAGGUCUCUGACAGAGGUGAUUAUGGCCUAGCGUAUAUGAGUUGGUCAACUGUACGCAAUGGAUGAUAGUAGUAUUGUUGUCUUAAAUCCUCCAUCAGGAGUAAGUGAAGAUGAAUUCGCGCUUCACUUUCAGAAGAAAAAGAAUGGUGGAGGUUACGUUAGCGAGGUUAAACUGGAGAAAGGUGUUGCUUUUGUAGUCUUCGUCUCUUUGGCAGAUGCUGUAAAAGUCGUAAAUCAUCCUGAAAAGCAAAUAAUUAAGGGUUGUGAACUUGAUGUUCGGUCAUACAGUUCAUGGUUGAAGACUACUCAGGAUGAUGAAAACAGUGCCUCGGGCAACAAUGACGACGUUGAUUCAGUUCCUACAAAAGAUGACGAGGAUAAAGCCACGAUCUAUGUUAGCGGUCUUAAAGAGUCAAUGAAUGAUGAAACGAUCGCACUAUUUUUUGAAAAUAAACGAAGAACUGGUGGAGGUGAGCUUCGUGAUGGGAAAGAAGGAUUUGAGCGAUUGUCACCAACCGUCGCUCGUUUAACUUACGUUUCCUCAAAAGACGCUGAAAACGUGCUGAAAAGGGCCAAAGAAAAGCUCCUUGUACUCAAUGGGUGUCCUGUACAAGUUACCGCUGACUAUAUACCCACCGAGGAUCGAAGUAUAUUGAUGGUCACAAAUCUCAGUCCUGAUACAAACGUGGAAACGUUGAAGAACUUCGUUGAAACAAAGAAACAAACAGAUGUGAUUAAAAUCGUUCUUGGAAAACAUGGAAAAGCUGUUGUUAUCCUUGAAGAGGAAAUUAAAGAUGAAGAUGAUUUCAAAGAAAAGAUAUACUCCAGAAAUUUCAUAUUUGGAGGGCGUUCAGUUUCUUUAAAAUUUGCUCCACUGACCAAGGGAAUAAAGGUGAAGAAAAUACCAAAAAACACAACGAAAGAUGAUGUCAAACAUAAAUUUUCUAAUCCCAGGACUGGUGUAGGUGAAGUCAUCAAUAUGGAGUUUGACCAAAAUAAUGGAAUUGCCAAACUUUUUUUUAAAAGUUCGUCGGUUGUUUCAACCUUGGUGAAGAAAGAUCAUGUCAUUAAGGAAUCACUUUUAACUGUACUGCCUUUAUAUGAAGAUUUUGAAGAAUUGGACGAAUAUCAAAAUAAAAUAACAGAAUUUAAUGGCGACAUCCCUUGUGAAAGCGACGUAUUUUAUCAUAUAUUGCUUCAUCACGAUGUGUCUCAGUUUAAUUUUAAUUCCGUGAAAUACGAUCAAAUCAAGUCAACUUUUAAUUUCACAAAGUUUAUUGAAGAUCCCAAAGAUGGAGAAGAUCUCAGUAGAAGGUUGAAAACAUUAGUCGAUUCUUUUGGAAAGGAAACUUUAGCGAUUCCCACAGUUGUGUUUGAUAAGGUAAAGCAUGAGGUUCUGGGAAAGAGAGACGAAUCUGAGAUCCAAGUACGAUUUGAGAAGUCAAGCGUUGUUCUUGUUGGACGGAGGAAGGACAUCACGAGGAAAAAAAGAGUCAUAAAAAGAUUAGUCAAUGAACUCACGGUUGUGGAAACAGUGAUCAAUGGAAUAAAGAAGUUUUUUGAUGGAGAAAUGGAUGAAAUUCGUAAAACAGCGAGUGAUAUCGAUGUUGAUAUCAAGAUAAAAGUCAUCCAAGGACAAGUGUGGUUAAAUCAUCAUGUCAUUCAUGUCCCAGAUGAUGGCAGCGAAUCUGUGUUACCUGCAGGAGAUUCCAAAACUAAAAGUCAUAGUUCAACAGUUCCUGACUAUUGGGAAAUCCCUACAGAUGACAGUAUAUAUCAUGCCUUCGAGCUGAAGCCAAACAGUUGGGAAUAUACGAAGGUGAAAAACGCAUUUUACCAAACUACAAGCAACGAAAUUGUGAAGAUUGAACGAAUACAAAACCCUGGUAUAUACGAAUUGUAUAAUGUAAAACGAAAAACUAUGAAAGAAAAAUAUGGCGACGGGGAUUUUCCUGAUAAAGAGAAACAACUCUUUCAUGGUACUUCGAAGUAUAAUGUUGAAAAAAUCAAUGCAGGUGGACUGAACAGAAGCUUUGCUGGAAAACAUGCAAAUCCUUUUGGUAAAGGUGUUUAUUUUGCACGAGAUGCCAGCUACGCCCUCAGGGAUACAUAUUCUCCAAAAGAUGCAAAUGGAUUACGUUAUGUGUACUAUGCUAGAGUUUUGGUUGGUGACUACACUAAGGGUGAUUCAACCAUGUUGGUUACGCCAUCAAAAAACACCGCAGAUCCAAAUGAAACCUAUGAUUCUGUCGUCGACGACACCAAAGAUCCUUCAAUAUUUGUAAUGUUUAAAGAUUACCAGUAUUAUACUGAAUAUCUUAUUACUUUUAAGUAACUUAAGUCAAUUAUUUUAAGAUGCAGAAAAAUUUUCUUCUUUGGAUCAUGUAUUCGUGGAAACUACUUUAUACUUUUGAUGGUAAGGCCCAUUUCAUAAGUUGAACUUUCCACAUGUCAAAUGGAUUAAAGACAAAAGAAAAUGAGAUAACAUUGCUAAUUAUCAUUUGUUUGUAAUGCAUUCGGCACAAGUAAAGUUUGACGUUUGAAACAGGCCUAAAUGAUAAUUUAAUUACACAAUACACAGAGAAGCUCUAAGUAUGAAGAAAUAAAAAGUCACAUGCACUAGAAGGUGUCAAAUCAGAAAUUAUUAACACCAACCACCAUAGCUUUAUAAAUAUUGGAAAGUUAUUCUGUUGACUUUCACACAUUUUAGCAGACUUGGAUGCAUCCAUUUAACCUCAUUUGAAUAAAGAAGUAAGAUGACUGAACUUCUAAAGGAAGACAAGAGUCGCUACUAGUUUUAAUUUUAAAUUCAAUAGUUAGAAUUUUACGUAGAAAUGUAAUUUUAUUCCAUUUAUUUUGCGAAAAUGUAAUUUUAUUCCAUUCUGUAAAAAUGUAAUUUUAUUCCAAACUUAUUAAUCCUUAUUAGACAAGUAAACUCCCCUU